Molecule: messenger RNA, 1904 nt
Organism: Rhododendron vialii
Lineage: Eukaryota; Viridiplantae; Streptophyta; Magnoliopsida; Ericales; Ericaceae
Product: glycosyltransferase-like KOBITO 1
Exons: 11
Coding region: 51-1628 (525 amino acids)
Biological process (GO): cellulose biosynthetic process; response to abscisic acid
Source: RefSeq, a predicted model, not a curated record
UCAACUCGUUUCAAAAAUAAACUAGCCCUGGCUCUCGCUCUGGCUCUCCAAUGGCGGGGGGUCUCUACUCUGCUUCUCUCCGCCCAUCACCACUGGCCUCCGCCUCCUCCUCCUUCGCCUCAAAGCUCCUCCUCCUCCUCACACUCCUCCCUCUAACUCUCGCCGCCUUCGCUUUCGUCCUCCAAUGGCGCGGCGGCGUCGACGACGAUCCCGUGUCUCGUUGGUCUCCCGAGGCGUCCCACAAGUUUCCCGGGAUGGACUACACCUCUCCUCCUCUGGCCACUGUCGCCCGCUCCGACUGCGUCCUCCUCCCCGAUACCUCUUCCCCUUCUUUCCCGUACUAUCGCGAUUGGAAGUACACUUUUGAAUCCGAUCUCAAACCCAAGAUUUGUGUCACGACAAGUACAUCAGCAGGCUUAGAACAGAUUCUACCAUGGAUGUUCUAUCAUAAAGUUAUUGGUGUCACUACCUUUUUUCUCUUUGUGGAAGGGAAGGCUGCAUCUCCCAGUGUAUCUAAAGUCCUGGAAUCUAUUCCUGGAGUAAAAGUAGUGUACAGAACAAGAGAGCUAGAAGAGCAACAGGCUAAGAGCCGGAUCUGGAAUGAGACAUGGUUGUCAAGCUUCUUUUACAAACCGUGCAAUUAUGAGCUUUUUGUGAAGCAAUCUCUCAACAUGGAGAUGGCUAUUGUAAUGGCAAGGGAUUCUGGUGUGGACUGGAUAAUUCAUCUCGACACCGAUGAGUUAAUGCACCCAGCAGGUGGUCGGGAGUAUUCUUUAAGGCAAUUGCUGCUUGAUGUGCCUGAGAAUGUGGAUAUGGUUGUGUUCCCGAACUAUGAAAGCAGUGUGGAACGAGACGACAUCAAGGAGCCUUUCACCGAGGUAUCAAUGUUCAAGAAGAAUUAUGACCAUCUUCCAAAGGAUACCUACUUUGGCAUGUACAAAGAAUCAACGCGUGGUAACCCAAACUACUUUUUGACUUACGGAAAUGGGAAAUCAGCUGCUCGCAUUCAGGAUCAUCUUCGUCCUAAUGGUGCACACAGAUGGCACAACUAUCGGAAAUCCCCAAAUGAGAUCAAGCUUGAAGAGGCUGCUGUUCUGCAUUAUACAUACGCCAAGUUUUCAGACUUGACUUCCAGACGAGAUCGAUGUGGCUGCAAGCCUACAAAGGAGGAUGUUAAGAGAUGCUUUAUGUUAGAAUUUGACAGAUCUGCUUUCAUAAUUGCUUCAACUGCGACAGAGGAGGAAAUGCGAAUCUGGUACCGUGAGCACGUGGUUUGGACUGACAAAACCAUAAACAAUAAGCUGUUGAAGAAGGGCAUUUUGACUCGCAUAUAUGCUCCCAUGGCCAUCAUGCAAGGUUUGAGGGAGUCUGGUGUUUUCCGCUCUGUUAUUGAAUCGGCCCCCACAACUCUCUCGAGAGACAAGUUCUUAGCUUCCAUCGAGAGUUCUAACUCGUCUAGGGCUUCUGCAUCUCAAUCACUUCCCUCUAGAAAGAUGGGUAGAAGCGAAGUGUCUCAUGCAACUAAUAGGAGGGUUUUAGAAAGCACAGAUUCUGCGAUACAUGAAGUUGCUGUGUCACCAUUGCCUCCCCCAGGCAUGGAUGAUGAAUUGAUGUUAAUUGAAGCCUAGAUUUUCCUUGCUCUUUUUCUCUUUUACUUCCCCAGACCCCGCUCGUGCACUGGUUUUGCCCUUUUACUUGCCCUGAUAUCAUUGUUGGGCCGAAGUAGGAUAGGAAUUCCAAGUUUUAGAAAGAAGAAUAGGGAAAGUUCAUCGAAAACCACAGCAGCAGAAAUGAGACUUGUUAGCCUUUUAUAGGCUCCCAAUUUGAUGUCAUUGGUUAUUUUUCUCUUGUUGGUUUUGUAAAGAAAAGUGUGUGGUUUAAAAUUUUUUUUUUUUCCCGAUAAA